AUGUUCGUUGAAAAACGCAGAUAAACAUAGUAGAUAAUUAUUAAAUCAAGUCUACCUGUGUUACAACUUGUAAUUUAUUUAGAAUUGUAUAGUGCGUCAUCGAAGUAGCUUGUGUUGUGUUAAAUACGACGCAAUGUUAUUAUUAAUAUGGACAGCGGUGCUCUGUGGCAUCCUAUACAUUUAUUUACGUCAAGUAUAUUCACGAUUUAGUAAGCAUGGAGUGAAAUAUAUUAAACCUUUACCAAUUCUUGGUAAUAUGGCACCGACACUAUUGAGAAAAUGCCAUUUUGUUGAGGACCUGGAAAAUUACUAUCAAAAAUUCCCAGAAGAAAGAUUUGUGGGUAGAUUCGAAUUCAUGGUACCGACAGUGUUAGUUAGGGAUUUGGAUCUUAUGAAAAAAGUGACUAUAAAGGACUUCGAAAACUUCAUGGAUCACAGAGGCUUUGCCGAUGAAGCAGUAGAACCAAUCUUUGCAAGAAAUUUAUUUACCUUAAAAGGUGAUGAAUGGAAAGAUAUGAGAUCAACUUUGAGUCCGGCUUUCACCAGCUCAAAGAUUCGAGUAAUGGUGCCCUUUAUGGAGGAGGUUGGAAACCAGAUGAUGGCCGUAUUGAAGAAGAAGAUAGAAGCCAAUGGUGGAAAAGCUAUAGAAGUGGAUGUUAAAGAUCUAACAACACGUUACUCUAAUGAUGUGAUUGCCACCUGUGCGUUUGGACUUAAAGUUGACUCUUACGUCGAAGAGAACAACAAGUUCUAUGAAAUGGGAAAGAUUGCAGCAUCCUUUAAAUUACGACAGAUGCUUAUGUUAAUGGCAUAUUCCGCGUUUCCUGCUUUGGUCAAGAAAUUAAAAUUGACCCUUUUCACGAAAGAAACGACAAACUUUUUCAUAACGCUCGUUAAAGACACGAUGCACGCUAGAGAAGCCAAUCAUAUAAUACGUCCAGACAUGAUUCACUUGCUAAUGGAGGCUAAAAAAGGUCGUUUAAGCCAUGAAGCGAAAGAUUCUGUUGGAGACGCAGGUUUUGCAACUGUUGAAGAAUCGGAUGUUGGAAAGACCACUGUUAAAAGAGAAUGGACAGAUAAUGAUCUUAUCGCCCAAGCUGUUCUUUUCUUUAUUGCUGGUUUCGAGACGAUAUCUGUUGCAAUGUGUUUCACGUUACACGAACUGGCGUUACAUCCUGAAGUUCAAGAAAAAUUGGCAAAAGAAAUCAGAGACCAUUUAAAGAACGGUGGAAAAAUUGACUUUAAUUCUAUUCAGAAUUUGCGUUACAUGGAUAUGGUAAUCUCAGAGGUACUACGAUUAUGGCCACCGGCUAUAGCUACAGACAGAAUUUGCAACAAGGAUUAUAAUCUAGGAAAACCAAACAAAAAUUCUACUGAAGAUUUCAUUGUAAGAAAAGGCGAAGUCUUAUUUUUACCAAUCUGGUCAAUUCACCGGGAUCCUAAGUAUUUCCCCAAUCCAGAAAAGUUUGAUCCAGAAAGAUUUUCCGAUGAAAACAAAGACAAAAUUAAUCCAAUUGCAUAUCUGCCAUUCGGUGUUGGUCCCAGGAAUUGUAUUGGUUAG
This is a messenger RNA of Pieris napi, 1561 nucleotides long. Its product is annotated as cytochrome P450 9e2-like. The coding region runs from base 134 to 1561 and encodes 475 amino acids. NCBI's taxonomy places the organism in Eukaryota, Metazoa, Arthropoda, Insecta, Lepidoptera, Pieridae. Gene Ontology annotation, molecular function: oxidoreductase activity, acting on paired donors, with incorporation or reduction of molecular oxygen; heme binding; monooxygenase activity. The record is from RefSeq and is a predicted model, not a curated record. The transcript is spliced from 10 exons.